AUGAGCACUCUUAGCCAUCGGCUCAUCAAAGCAGCAGCAUGUCAACACCUGAUUAGACCGCUACAUUCGUGCUCUCCCAGCGUUGCCUAUCUGGCACCACAACAACAGCAACGAUGUUUGAGUAGUAGUAGUCUCUUUCUCGAUUUGAGUGGCCCAUCAUCAUCCGGUCGAAACAACAAGAAAAAGAGAGCUGGUACGAGUGCCAAACCAAGUUAUCGAUUUGUGGACAAACUCCGCAUGAGAACCAGAGGGGGUGAAGGCGGCAAAGGAUCGCUGUCGCUGCUACGCAUCGGCCGCAAACGCAAAGUCCGACCCGACGGUGGCCACGGCGGAGAUGGCGGAAGUGUCAUUCUUUUUGCCGACCCCAAGACACAAUCCUUGCGCAUGUCCAAUCCACACGUGACAGCCGCAUCCGGCACCAACGGCUCAAGCCAAGAAAAACACGGUCGAAAAGGAAAAAAUACCAUUGUCCGGGUGCCCUGUGGUGUGGUGGUGAAACGAGUUCUGGCUUACAGUGAAACAUGGAAUCCAGAGACACGACAAGUGCAAAAAUUAUUUGGAGAGGAUACAGAAGCUGAUUAUGAUUUUUCAUCAGAAUUUAGUAGUGACGACGAUGACAGUGAAGAUGAAGCUGAGGAUCUACAAACCACCCAUGGCCUGGAUCCAGAAAUGAUUGGAUUUUCGGACUGGGACGCUCUGAAUCGAGACUUUUCCGACGAUUUUGACCAUAAUCAUGAUGAGGAUCAAGAGACAGACUUGGACGAUGAUCGGGAAAGAGUGACACUGGCCGACUUGGAUCAACCUGGUUCGUAUGUGGUCGUGGCACGAGGUGGAAAAGGAGGAACAGGCUCGAGCAUUUUUGCAUCACUGCAUGGGGGACUCCCGGAUGGCAAGAUUUUGACCAAAAAUGCCAGACCCGAAGAAGGGGAGAUGGCGUUUCUGGAACUCGAGCUAAAGCUCAUUGCCGAUAUUGG
Messenger RNA from Seminavis robusta, 974 nucleotides. The record is from the annotation of a GenBank genome assembly. Lineage: Eukaryota; Bacillariophyta; Bacillariophyceae; Naviculales; Naviculaceae.